Messenger RNA from Schizophyllum commune H4-8, 1355 nucleotides. RefSeq lists its product as uncharacterized. The record is from RefSeq and is a predicted model, not a curated record. NCBI's taxonomy places the organism in Eukaryota, Fungi, Basidiomycota, Agaricomycetes, Agaricales, Schizophyllaceae. The coding region runs from base 1 to 1305 and encodes 434 amino acids. The transcript is spliced from 2 exons.
AUGAAAGACCUGCAGCUUGCUCUCUGCCCCGGCUGCGACCGGCACCUCGAGAUCGACGGUACCGCGAGCGCGACUCAAGACGCGCUUGAACUUAUCAGAGACGGCAAUACUCCUUCCGAAGAUUCGUGCGUCGAGCUUAACCGCGCCGCUCACGAAGCCGAGCUGCAGGCUGCCGACCUGGACCGCGAGAUCAAGCGGCUGCGCGCGCUGUCUCGGGGCCUUCAGGCUCAUCGGGAGCGGCUUCUUGGGUUUGCCCGUCAAAAGCGAGCACUUGCGGCCCCCAUUCGACGACUUCCAGUCGAGAUACUCGAGGACAUCUUCAUGCACGUCUGCACAAAUGUUUGUCUCGACCAAUGGCGAUCCGUCGUGGCGAACUACGAGGCGCAACUGUGGAAAGUAGAAGACGUCUAUGUCGACCUCGAUUCGAUAUCGUAUCGUGUUCAGUGGUUGGAAUUGGUCGAGCAGGCACGCGAAUUCCGCUCUGUCGUUGUGCAAGUCCUUCAACGAUCUGCGGAAACCCCUUUUUCGAUGGAGCUGGAUUGCACGAGUCUGGACAUAGCAAACGACUGGCUAUUGGAAGACGAAGUGUACGAGUCACUCCUCAAGGCGAUCACUAGUAGCGUGUCGCGCUGGCGUAAUUGCGUCAUUCCAGACUUCCUCUUGCACCAUGUGGUAAAGAAAGGGUAUGACUCGUGUGAAGCCCUGGAGAGCCUCACCGUCACCGAAAUCAUCAGCCCCGGCGCCGAUUUUACCUUCGAGAAAGCCCCGCUUCUGACCGAAUGGGUCCAUCACGGGAAGGGCACCUCCGUAUACCCUAGCUCGCAGAUCUUAUCGCAGCUCACGUACUUGAAGACUGAUCAUUUUGAGGACACCAACUUCAUAUACGACAUCUUCACCGAGUCGAAGACAUUGGAAUCUCUCGACAUGGUACAUCUCGACGUCUACAGUGAGGGCUUCCUCCCCAACCUGCCAGAGGUCGCGCUGCUUCCACGCCUUCGCCACUUCUCCCUCGUCUUCACUGAUCUUCGAUUCCUGAUCAGCCUUCUCCAAGCUCUUGCCACGCCUCGGCUGGAGAACCUCACGCUCGAGCUUGACUCCAAAAACAGCCUGAGGGGAGGUCCUGCGGCAGGCGAGUGGGCAUGGCCGGACGCGGAUUUCGGCCAGUACCUGGAGCGCUCGUCGUGCACGCUGUCUCGCCUUGGCCUGGUCAAUAUCGGGAUUACGGAUGAACAAGAGAGUAGACUGCGCGCCCAUUCGUCCAUCGGCGAGGUUGUCAGCAUACCAAAGAGUGAAUCUGACGCGUAGCUUGAGCAGAGCCCAGCAAGACAAGACCGCUUUGUCUUCGUGAGCAUUCU